Didymodactylos carnosus is the source of this 2718-nucleotide messenger RNA. NCBI's taxonomy places the organism in Eukaryota, Metazoa, Rotifera, Eurotatoria, Philodinida, Philodinidae. The record is from the annotation of a GenBank genome assembly.
AUGUCAUCAUUAAAUAAUUCACCGAUGCAACAACAUUCACCCGUACGCUCUUAUGGCAUUACGCAACCAAUUUCUAUUCGUGGUCCCGAUUCGAAUGAUUAUGAGUUGACACGUAAACUAGAAGAUACGUUAAAAAAUUGUGAUUAUUUUGAAUCCAAGGCCGAAUCAUUACAUCGUAAGGAAGUUUUGGCAAGCAUAAAUGAUUUAGUUAAAGAGUGGGUACGUGAAAUUUCAUUAAGUAAAAAAAAAUGUCAAGAAACUGCUGAAACAGUAGAAGCUCGAGUAUGUACUUUUGGAUCAUAUCGUCUUGGUGUGCAUUCAAAAGGCGGAGAUAUUGAUGUAUUAGCGAUCGCGCCAAGACAUAUCGAUCGAGAUGACUUUUUUCACUUAUUUGUGAAUCGUUUACGUGGUCGACCUGAAGUACGUGAUUUACGUUGUGUUGAGGAAGCAUUUGUACCUGUUGUUAAAAUGACAUAUGAUGGUAUUGAAUUGGAUAUACUAUUUGCACGAUUAUCUCAAGCCAGUAUUCCAGAAAGUUUAGAUUUAAAAGAUGAUCAAAUAUUAAACAAUUUAGAUCUACGUUGUGCAAGAAGUUUAAAUGGAUGCCGUGUUACAGAUGAAAUAUUAGAUUUAGUGCCAGAUCGUGAAACAUUUAGAUCAACGUUAAGAGCAAUUAAAUUAUGGGCAAAACGGAAUGGACUUUAUAGUAAUGCAUUAGGAUUUUUUGGUGGUGUUACGUGGGCGAUGUUAGUGGCAUAUAGUGACGCAAUCAGAAUUCGACAAUUAACUGUUUCCAUUUGUUUUGUUUUUUGUAUCCGCAGUACGCUUGUUCAUAAGUUUUUUCUUGUCUUCUCCGGUUGGGAAUGGCCAAGACCUGUCUUAUUGAAAACUGUGCAUGAUGGACGAUUGGGAUUUCCUGUAUGGGAUCCCUUCACAAAUACAGCUGAUCGAUAUCACCUGAUGCCCAUUAUUACACCAGCAUAUCCACAACAGAAUUCAACACAUAAUGUCACAUUAUCAACACAAAAAAUAAUCGUUGAUGAAAUAAAACGUGGUUUAAAAACUGUCACCGACAUUAUGCAUAAUAAAUUAGAAUGGAAAGAAUUAUUCACAGGAUUAGAUUUUUUUCAGCGUUAUAGACAUUAUAUUAUUUUGCUAUUAAGUGCACGAGACCAAAAGCAAUUUCUUAAAUGGAGUGGGUUAGUUGAAGCAAAAAUUCGAGUUUUAAUUGGACUUUUAGAACGUAACACAUACAUUGAUAUUGCACAUGUAUGCAGUGAUAAACUUCCACCUCCCGAAAAUUUACAUGAACAGUCAAAGCAGCAGCAAUCGCCUCCUUCAAUACCAACAGUGACAAAUGUAGCAGCAUCGAUAGAGAAUACUUUAGAUAAUGCAAAGAUUCCAUCUACAACUAAUCUUACUGGCAUGUGGGUCGUUGGUCUAAAAUUUAAAAAUGUUGAUCGUGUACAAUUAGAUUUGACUGAAGAAAUACGUAGUUUUACAAAUGUCGUUUAUAAAUCAGUUAAUGCUAGUGGAAUGUCACGUGAUAAUUUGGAUGCACGUUAUAUUCGUAAGCGUGAUUUAUACACAAUUUUACCACAUCUUGGAAAACCAAAACCAGGAUCAAUUCCACGUAGAAUUCCAAUUCCACGUGAAACAAUUGUCACAGAUUAUAAAUCAGAGCAAGACGCCGGAAUGGAUGUACCUACGAAUAUUGAUCAUCUUACUGAUUGUACAAACAAACACGACCAAACAAUAUUACCAAUAGAAAUUGGUAGCCAGUCAACAGCAAUUGCUGUUAAUAAUACCGGUAUCUUACCUAUAUAUCGUUCUUCAUCCGAACAAACAUUAUUAUGUAACUUAACUCCGGUUGAAAAUGUGCAAAAACUUAUAGCAGCCAGCUCAGAACCAACGGCGAUUGCAUUAUCGCCCUCAAUGUCCUCUACCAUUACAACAAAGCGACAAGUUUUUCAUGAUGAUAUAACAAAUAACGGUUUAUCAGAUGAACAACAAACUGUUGUUGAUGGUACUGCAUUGUCAAAUAAUACAAAACGUAAAUUAUCAUCGAGUGAAGAUGAAAUAACAUCGACAAAUGAUGCAAGUGUUCAUGUAAUUAAGAAAGCAAAAUUUGGGGAACAACAAUCUAUUUUAACAAAUGAAAUUAUAGUGAGAAAUAAAACAGCAGAGCAACCAUCAACGUAUCCUUCCCCUCAUCGAACAUUUAUUAGUCAAAAUUCAAAUGACAGUACUGGAAGUACAGAAUCUGCUAUUUACAUAUCUCCCUUGAAGCGGAGCUGUAUUCCACAAGCAGAUUCCCCUCGUACAGAUGAUAUAAGUGAAAAUCAAUCAUUCUCUUCAUCCAUAACAGGAAAAUAUUCACGAGCUCAAAUCGAUUCGUCGUCCCCACGUUCAACAUUCUUAACGGCUACUGAUUCGAUAAAUGAUAAAUCGCAUAUGCUGCCGCGAAAACGACGUCGUAUUGAUACAGGAUCAGAAACAGAUAGUAAUAAUUAUCGUCAAAAUUCAUUGCCUUCGGUUUCACCAAUAAUAACACAUUCACCGCCACAUGAUAUGUGCGAUGAUGAUGAAAUACAUGGCCAACAAAAAUUAAAUACUCGAAUAAUAUUAAAUAGCCAUGCAUUAAAUAAAGGAUUUUCUUAUUUUAAACUAAACACCAAAACAGAGAAUGCCGCAUCGUGCAAUACUCGUAUGUUUUAG